Molecule: messenger RNA, 4335 nt
Organism: Hymenoscyphus albidus
Lineage: Eukaryota; Fungi; Ascomycota; Leotiomycetes; Helotiales; Helotiaceae
Source: the annotation of a GenBank genome assembly
CCUAAUUCUUACUUUUGCAACGCCAACACUGACCUCUCCUCAUCUCCUCCAUCGACCUGCAAGAGAGGAUCACCACCACCACUUCUUCGUCCUCACCCUCCGUAUCCCUUCACCCUUCCCAUUCGGUUGCCCUUUCCUGUGUCUAUCUCCUUUCCUUCGAAUCUUCCCCAUUUUCAGUGUCUUUCGUUUUCCUCUCCCAUCGUCUCGUCUCGUCUCCAUCGCCCGUCGCACGCCAUUCCCCUGGAAAAACAUUCCUCGUUCCAUUCCUCCUCACCAUUCGCUUCUCCCCCCCCCCCAANAAAAAAAAAAGUCACCCGCCAACCCGUUCUCCUGGCAACCCCUCCCGUCAUCGAUCGCCAACUCUGAGGUUGUUUAUUCUCUGCCUUCAUAUUUGUCCCGUUUCGGCUUCGGCUCAUCGCCAAUUCUCCAUAGAAGGUUUUGCAGAUCGCCCUGCUCACGGUGAAAGUGUGUUGUGCUUGACGCGAGGUACGGACUAAACACCCCCCUCAAUCCCAACUACCACUCCCUGGCCGCCGGCGUCCUCGUUUUCGAUUCCGUCCAUUGUCAACCGUUCACUCGACUUGACUUCUGUACUACACUCUUCGUAAUAUUUGCUCCUCUAGCACCAAUUGUCUAAUUGAAGGUUAGUGUUUGGGUCCGCUCCGUGAACCGUCCAUCAGCCAUCAGCCAUUCAACGCGCUAGGAGAUAUUUCUAUCCAUCCUAAACAUUACACAACCACUCUCUGCCCUACCUGAAGAUCCUGCUAACCGCGAUUUCUUCUGUCAGUUCUCCUCCCAUCAGUGACUAACGUUCACCCCAACCGCCAAUUAUCCGAAUGAGCCUGCAAUUUCUCGAGCAAACACCAAUCCCCACUUAGAUCGACGGUAGGAGAUCCAAAGCCACAGCAUGGCCGCACUCGUUCAAACAUACCCUCAACAGUCCAGUACAGCCACCAUGCUUCAGACUCGUCCAUCGUCUGCUUCUGGAAUAAUACAAACAACAGCACAAGCCCCAGCUCACCCAUACAAUCAAAAUCAAAGCGCCUCACAAACAAACCGAAAUAACUUUCACGGUAUCAAUGGUGCAAUGGGGGCUUCGAACCAUCGUCCACAGGCAACGGUAGCCCCAAUUGCUCCUUAUGCUUUCACCAGCACUCCCAGCUUGACCACGCCCGGUCAACGAUCACCAGCCAACAGCAGAGCUAUCUCGGCCCCGGGAGCAGUUCCAACAUUAAAAAACGAGUCUGGCAGCCAUCCUAGAUCUCGCUAUCCGGCAGCAGCAUCGAUAUCGACAACAUCAUCCUCGAGCUCCUCCGACCUGUCGUCUUUGAGCCAUCGAUCGGGUACGAAGGAUGACUCGUCCAUCAAUACAUCCCGCGCUGCUUCUGGUAGUCCACGACCACUUUCUACCGUCAUCACUAGUUCUGGAACAUCCUCGCCAGUCAAAGCAGCUCCAGAGCGAUAUCGCAGACCAAGCAAUGGCCGCUCCCAAUCUGCUACUGUAGGACCUACAAUAACUCAACCCCCACUUCCUCAAUCCUCCACUCUGCCAAAUGUGAUGCAGUUCUACAGCACUGCUACCCAAAAACCCGCACCUGUCGCGGCACAGCCUCCAGCGUUGCAAAUGCCUUCAUUUUCGAACCACAUCUUGGAUUUUAGUUCAACCAUUCGCGGCACCGCUGAUGAUAUACAACUAAAUCGAAGCAGUUCCCAGGAUCAGGCUGCGAAACGAUAUCGUCGACGAAGCAUUCACACAAUUGAUGCAGGCGAUUUCAAUGCCCCAAGUGCAGGAUUCCUGCAACAAGGAUCGAGACAGAGCAACAGUGCCAGUGGUAGAAUUGAUCAUCAGCCGCCACCACAACAUCCUUUACGAAGUUCACCAAUUGUCACUGUCCGACCAGCGUCAUCGCACGGGAGAAACGGUAGUAGUGAUAGCGUUCAUUCUUACCGCAGUACCCCUAGUUCUCGACCAGGUUCUGUAAGUAAUUCCCUGUAAUUGAUACGAGUGUUGUUGAUCCACAUUGUACUUGGGACUUUAUCCUACGUCCAAUUAGACCGCGUGAUGACUUAUUUCGCUAAUCUCUGUACUUCAGGCCCAUAAGCGAGACGGCGUAUCUAUGGCCAACUCCGCCCCAUCAUCAGGUGCCGCAGAACAGUCUUCACUCAAGCAGGACUUGUCAAAACUUGUCACAGUUCCAGCUCGUGCCUCAUCCUCCGAUGCAGCGAAAAGAGUUGCGGUUCCUUCCCCACUGUCGAAGCCGAUGACAAUGAGCCCCGAGUCCUCGACCCCGGCCUCCAAGGACUCGUUUGCGUCGGCGGUUAAUGCGGCUUUGCAGCAACCUGCUAAGCCAACCUAUGCGCAGGUCGCCAACUCUGGUAGCCCUGCGGCAAAGCAUUUGGCGGCUUUGAAUGAGAAGGACGCAAAAAAGAGCAAGAGCUCUCGAUUGCGAAGAGCAUUUUCAUUUGGCAGUGCGGCAGAAUUACGUAGAGCAUCGGCAGAAAAUAGCGCGGCCAACAAUGCAGCAUCUGCUGCUGAGCGAUCAAAGAUUCGAAAGGACAAAUACCAAGAUGAGCAGGAUGCAGAGCAGGCGAGGAUUGCGGAGCGACAGGAGGCUGGUGGUAUUGGGUCUGGGAUCUAUUCCGGACAAGGAAAUUUCUUCAGUGGAUCGACUGAUAAUCUUUCAAUAUCUUCUACAGCUUCAUCUGCAUCUGUAAUGAUCCGAAAGAUGGGAAAGGGCAUGAAGAAGUCUACUCGAUCUCUGGUGGGACUAUUCAGACCGAAAUCUGUUAUUGGCGUUCCCGCAGCAGAUAAAGCUGUGCCUCAAGUAAGCCAGGCUCAGGUCUCGAUGGUCACAGUUGAAGCCGAGCGAGAGAAGGUCAAUGUGAACGCGAAUCCACACGACCAAGUUGGUGGCGGAACUGCUUAUCCUCGACUUGAAAGAAACUCGGUCGAUGCGGGUCCUUCAGUUCCAGAGAGACUGGGUAGUUCUUCUACAGAGAACUCAGCUGCUCGAAGAAGUAUCGUGGGCGGUGAGAAGGAAAGAGCGGAGGUACUUGCUGCUGCAAAGAAAGGCAUCUUGAAACGUAGGUUGUCGAUUUCCUAACACUUGACCAUUAUUGACCUCAACUACAGGCACAGGCACUGAAUCUGGUAAUUCGUCGCCCGUCAUUCGUCCACUAGAUCAGAAGUCACCAAACUUCCAAUUACCACAAAUCCCAAACGUCAAUGAAUCGCCAAAUUCUUCGGCGCCCUCCACCCCAAGCGAGGAACAGCAAGCCCAGCGCCCAACCGGUUCUGUAACCCUCGGAGGCGAAGACUAUUUUAUGUCGGCUCUACGGUUCCGUGGUGACUCCAAGAGCGUUCCAAACACCCCUCAUGGAGUAUCCAAGCGCAAUGCCACAUUCAGUCCAAGAAUUCAAUUCCACGAUACCUGGCCAAGUGGAGAAUAUGACCGACGUGGGGAGGUUGCUACUUGCAACCGUCUAACGCCUAUGCUCGCCGCACAAAUUAAGGAAGAGCUGAACACCUUCAAGAUGGUAUGUGGUUCAAUCUGAUGUCGGUCCAUACAAGGUCACUAACUCGUCAAUAGGAAAUGGAGGUUCAUGAAAGCUCCAAGGUUUACACACACUUCUUCUAAUGACACCAAUGAUUAUGGCCAAUCAUCUGGUCAAUGACUACUACAACACACCCAUCUUGCUUUCAGCGGGUACACAAAAUACACAAAAAAAAAGUUGCUUUGCACAAAUACAGACUUCAAAGGCGUUCAUUCGGGUCGCAUUACAAAGGUGUACCGGAGUCACUUCACAUAUGAGCGAUUUGGUCGAGCACAUCAUCUUUUCUUUAGACUGGCGUCGGCCGUCAACAAUUCACGAGCAUGCGAGGGGAGAGGCCCCGAUAGGUUGAGAUUCUUUUUCCAAUGGACCUAAGAAGUUGCGAGACGAGAUGUAAUGCUGCAAAGCUUUUCCAAGAAUUUGGGAGGGGUCGGCGUGGCACUUGUCCAUUUGGGCUGGCAAUGUGUUUUCCUUGAGUCUUCACGACGAUCAGCAAUCGGCUCCUUUCUAAAAUUUCGCAUCUUGGUUUCCUUUCAUCGAUUCAGAGGGUUGAAAAGGGAGCAUCUUGGUGGUGGACAGAUCUGAUGCCGCUCCUCUUCUUUUACCAAGGCCGGUUCUAUGCCAAUUCAUGUUAUUGUAUUUCAGCGUUGGUGACCUUGUUUAUGGAAUGGUAGGGGGUAGGGCAUAGUCUGCGUAAUCAAUGAUACUUCAUUUCUGUACAAAGCAAAUAUAUAUUUCAACAAGAAAUGGUUACGUGGGUUUUAGUGUAGCUGAAUACGUCCC